AUGACCAUCUCUACUCCCCUCAUCACAGUCUUCGGCGCCACUGGCAACCAAGGCGGAGCCGUUGCCAGAUCGCUCCUCAGAAACCCAUCCUUCAAGGUUCGAGCUCUCACUCGGAAUCCCAGUUCGGAUGCAAGCCAGGCACUGGCUGCUCAGGAAGCACAAAUCCACCAAGCAGAUGGUUUCAGCAGUGAGUCCAUGUUGGAAGCCUUCCGUGGCUCCUGGGGAGUUUUUGUGAAUAUCAACUCGGAUGAUAAGGUAUGUCAAUGGCUGGAGUUUCCUGCGGAUGUGUAUUUGAUUGCCCACGCUCACAAGGUCCUCUCACUCCAGGCCUUCAAACCGGAUGGUCCCACAGAAUUCGACAUGGGCAAGACGAUCGUGGACGCAGCAGCCCAAGCCGGAGUGCGUCAUUUCAUCUUCAGCACUGGUCCAGACAGCCACAAGCUUACCGGGGGGAAGGUCAAAAUGAGUGCCGGAGACAUGAAGUACAAGAUUGAGCAAUACGCCCGUAGUGUUGACCGCUUCGAAACCGCCAGCUUCAUCUGCGCUGCCUGGUUCCUCGAAAACUUCCUGUCAAAGGAGGUUGCAGCCAUAUUCGGUGGUUUCCCCCACCUGCCAGAUUCCGAGGGGUAUCUCACUUUUGUUGCUCCCAAAUGGGGCGGGAAGGAGGACGUCCCCUUCAUCAGCAUGUCCGAUGACUUUGGGGACAUUGUGCAGGGCAUGUUCCUUGAUCCUGCUCAGUGGCACGGCCACGUCAUCCACGGCUGCAGUGAUAUCUGCAGCUUUGAGGAUGUUGUAUCUGGUUUUGAGAAACUGAGCGGACGGAAAUCCCGCUUCCAGCCGCUGCCAUCCUGGGAGGACUUUGAUACCCACGGGAUCCCAGAGUUGGAGGACACAAAAAUGAUGUUUGGGUUCACGCAGAACAACCAGGGACGAUACUUUGGCCCUGAACCGUCUGAGAAGGACACUGCUGGUAAACUCAAGCUGGCGACUGCAUUGGCGCUGGGGCGGCCCAAGGAGGAACAGAAGUUGAUGACGGUUGAGGAAUGGUUCCGAAAGCACUUUCAGUUUCAGUAG
Aspergillus thermomutatus is the source of this 1074-nucleotide messenger RNA. RefSeq names its product NmrA/HSCARG family protein. Bases 1 to 1074 code for a protein of 357 amino acids. NCBI's taxonomy places the organism in Eukaryota, Fungi, Ascomycota, Eurotiomycetes, Eurotiales, Aspergillaceae. The record is from RefSeq and is a predicted model, not a curated record. The transcript has 2 exons.